Molecule: messenger RNA, 1791 nt
Organism: Pocillopora meandrina
Lineage: Eukaryota; Metazoa; Cnidaria; Anthozoa; Scleractinia; Pocilloporidae
Source: the annotation of a GenBank genome assembly
AUGAACGAAGAUGAAUCAGAACCAACAAUUGGUAAGAAAUAUAAAAGAAAACAAUAUCUUAUCAUGCGAGCUCGUGCUUUUCCCGUGUAUAGACCUAAUCAGAAUCAAAUGCAAAUUGCCCAUUUCAGACAAUGUGAUGUUUACAAUAUCGUCUCUGGAGAAUAGUUUCUUUGUUUUUCAUCACAUGGUCUGAAAUGGGCAAUUUGUAUAGUCAAAUAGGUCUAUUACAACCCAUUUUCAAGUGCAGCAACAGCACAUGCUCGAAAGGUCUGUCCUUUCAAACGUUUUAAUAUUUUUUCAAAUUUUUGGGUAUCUGAUGUCUUCAUAUCAUAUUAUAAACAAUUUACUACACUGCUAGUUUGUGUGUUACCCUGGACAAUCUUACUCCUGAGCUGUAUUUUUCUUGCACCGGAAGGCUAAAAAAAAAUACCGUCGCUUUACUAAAAUUUAUUCAGUGUUAACACAGAGCAGUGCAGUAAACCUCUAUAUUACUUUGGAUCACAAAUAUUAAAGGGCAUCAUACAAUUAAGUAAAAAACAGUGCAAAGAUUAAAACUAAGCCAGUUUUGAUGAACCUGGUCCAGUGUAAAUACCCUAAUUGUAGUGAAAUCAAUCUAAAUCUUUCAAUUAUUUCUAGAGGAACAAGCUGAAGUGGCCAUGGCAGUACUGCCAUACCUUCUUCUGCCAAAGUCUGGCCUUAUUUCAACAGAUGACUUUGUCCAUUUUCGUAUUUGUAAGUAUCAUCAAAUUAUAUUUAUUUCUGAAAGAAUAGUUAAAAUUAAUGGUUCUAGCAUCUCUAUUUGAUUGACAAGAUUACAUUAUUUUAGGAUUUGGGUGCCACUCAAUUCCAACAAUUUCAUUAUUGAACAUAUCGGUACAUACAGCUUGUUAAGGUGACUGGCUACUUUUGGAAAUAAUGUUAAACUUUUUUUGAAACUACAAUUUUCCGAAGUAAAAUUUAAUGCUUUAUUUCAAAUCUGAAAAGAAAAAAUUGGUGUCCAGAACUCUUUUUGAGAUAAUCAGCAUUUAAUGGUAGCCCUACGUACGAGUUUUUGGCAAAAAAAAUUGCACCACACAAAGUGACAAGAAAAAAAAGUCAUAGUAGAUAACAUAACAGAUUUUACAGCUAAAUUAUUAUUCAUAUGAUAGCUAGCAGUCUAAUAUAAUUCGAACAUUAAUUAUGACCUAUCAUAUUGUCAGUCAAAAAGGAGGUGCCAGAAAUCACAUUGGUUAUAGUGGUUCCCGAAAUUCUGCGAACUCAUUAGUUGCACAUUUGGAAAUAAUUUGGUUUUUCAUUGCAGCUAGUCAAAAAUAUAAAAGGCACCGACUGAUUAUCAUUGAUUGACAGAAGCAAUAGAUUCAAGAAAUUCUCGUCAAUAAAUUUGACAAGCUGUAUUUUUUUUAAAAAAACAAAUAUUGUUUUCAAACACAAUAAUUAUUGACUCUGGAGUUUUACUUUUUUUUGUAGGAAGAUGAAGAUAUUGAUGAGAUCGUGAAGAUUUCCAACAAGCCUUUUCCAAGAAUUGUAUUUAAAGGGCAGCUAAGUUCCCCCGACGCUAUCUAUAUAAUAGCAGAUCAGCAAGUGCUAUGCAGCUCAACAAACACCACUCUGUUGGAGGCCACAGUCUGUUUGAUGGCAUGUUACUAUGUGUUCCUUUAUGACUAUCCAAGUGGCCUCAAUAACUUCUAUUUGUACUUGCAAAAGUGCAUAUUGCAACUUCAGGAUGGGAAGAAGCUACCAUCCACAGUAAUUAAUUUUGUAAAUGACAUUGAUGCUAUGUCAAAGAUCUGA